GCCUUCAAGCUGCAAGCCUGCAACGCUUGGUGUCUCAGAAUCUGUAUAUGAACUUUGCCUUUAGUGGAGAUAUUCGAGACACUCAUGAUGACUCAACUCCACUCCACUCCAGGUAUCUGUGCUGCAAAAGCUUCAGGCCUAUAUAUACAGAUGCACUCGUCGUCUCUAACUCUAUCUGCAAACUCGAUUUCUCUCUGGACACAACAACUUAACACCACAAAAAUAAUUCCUGUGCCCGCGAGAGAGGAAGGCAUGAGUGGGGGAGCAGAGAUGAUUGCGGGCGCUGUUGUGGAGCGUGUUGCUGGCAUGCUCAGCAAUAUCGCCUGGGAGAGGAUCGAGCUGCUGUGGAACUUCAAAGAGGAUGUCCAAGAGAUGGAGAGCAAGAUGACUGACCUCAAGGUUGCGCUUAGCUAUGCUGACAAGCGCUCCAGAGAGACUGAUGAUGAUGGAUUGGUGCUGCAUUGGGUCAACAAGUGCAAGUCUGUUGCCUAUGACAUGGAAGACGUGAUGGAUGAGUUGUUGACUGAUGCGAUAUAUGGAAGAAUAAUCCAUGCACGGUUAAAUUGUUCUUCUCAUCAAUCAACCCACUCAUUGUGCGUAUUACCAUGUCAAGUAAGAUGAGAAAUAUUCGGUUGAAGCUAGAUAAGAUUGCUGAGGACCAGAAAAAAUUCCCUCUUCUGACAUUGCCUUUCCCAACUGGACAAGACCGAAAGGAAAAAUGGACAGAAACCUUUAUUGGUCACACAGAUGAAAUUGAGAUGGUCGGAAGGGAAAGAGAGAAAGAGAUAUUAAUCAAAGUCUUGCAGAAAGAUGGAGGCCAACAAAGAACUAUCAUUCCUAUUGUUGGCCUUGGUGGUAUGGGUAAGACGACAUUGGCAAAAGCUGUCUACACUGACAAGGUGACAGAUAUGUUUGAUGUGAAAGCAUGGGUCCAUGUCUCGAUGGAAUUUCAGCUAAAUAAGAUUGUGUCUGGCAUUAUAUCUUAUGUAGAGGGUACCCCUCCAGCUAAUGAUGCUGUUCUACAAUAUUUAAAAUCUCAGCUAGACCGCAUACUCUGUGACAAGUUAUAUCUCAUAGUCUUAGAUGACUUAUGGGAGGAAGGGUUGCCUAAUUUGGAGAUGCUGAUGAGCAUGUUGCAAUCUGGAAAGACAGGAAGCAAGAUAGUAGUCACCACCCGUAGUGAAAAGGUUGUAAAUGCAUUAUCUAACCUACGUUCUUCAUAUUUUCAUACCAUUGAUCCAAUUAAACUGUUGGGCAUGUCAACUGAUGAAUGCUGGUUUAUUAUGAUGCCUCGCAAUGUGGAAAACUGUCAAUCCCCUGACCUUGUAGACAUUGGAAAAGAAAUUGCACAGCGAUGCUGUGGAGUACCUCUAGUUGCCAAGGCUCUUGGUUAUGUGAUGCAGAAGCACUGCACAACAGAAGAAUGGUUGGGAAUUAAAAAUAGUAACAUUCUGGAUACUACCAAGGAUGAUUAUCAAGGAAUUCUAAAGGGCUUGCUUCUAAGCUAUUACCACAUGCC
Oryza brachyantha (malo sina) is the source of this 1519-nucleotide messenger RNA. RefSeq lists its product as uncharacterized. The record is from RefSeq and is a predicted model, not a curated record. The transcript has 2 exons. NCBI's taxonomy places the organism in Eukaryota, Viridiplantae, Streptophyta, Magnoliopsida, Poales, Poaceae. Bases 85 to 621 code for a protein of 178 amino acids.